Messenger RNA from Laccaria bicolor S238N-H82, 207 nucleotides. RefSeq lists its product as uncharacterized. Gene Ontology annotation, molecular function: ditrans,polycis-polyprenyl diphosphate synthase [(2E,6E)-farnesyl diphosphate specific] activity. The record is from RefSeq and is a predicted model, not a curated record. Gene Ontology annotation, cellular component: membrane; endoplasmic reticulum; dehydrodolichyl diphosphate synthase complex. NCBI's taxonomy places the organism in Eukaryota, Fungi, Basidiomycota, Agaricomycetes, Agaricales, Hydnangiaceae. Bases 1 to 207 code for a protein of 68 amino acids. The transcript has 2 exons.
AUGACAUCAUUAGGCUGCAGUCCCCCACUCGACAUCCUCGUAAGAACGAGCGGGGUCAAACGGCUGAGUGAUUUCAUACUGUGUCAGUGUUGUGAAGAUACUCAGAUCCAGAUCUCUUCAACUUUCUGGCCGGACCUCCUUGAUUUUGUACCUAUAAUCCUCGACUUCCAACGGAAAGCGGGGGGAAGUCGGAUAUCUCUGAAAUGA